UUCCAUUAGCGGCCGGUCCUCCGCCGUGCAGCAUCAGUCCGCCGAAGCUACUCUGAGAGUGAGAGUGGGAGGGGGGAGGAGGAAUGCCGGCGUGAGGUGUGAGCGCCAACUGGUGAUGAAAGCUCACUGGGAGGAUACAGGAGUCGGAUCUUUGGACCCAGAGCUUCACCGCUGGGCAUCCUUGCUGGAGCUCUGUAGAGAUGAGAAGAGUUGCAAAAAAGAUUGAGACAGGAGUUUGACAGACGUAGACAACGACUAAGGAAGAAAGAAGAACUGCAGGCGGAUCAUCCAUGAUUUAGGAAGCAUCAAGAGGACUGCUUGGAUGAGUUUUAAUCAGACCAGAGGCUUCUUCUCCUGAGGCUGCAGAUGCAUUGACAAACCCCCCUUUUCUGCAGCCACCAUCAUUUUUUUGGGAGAUAUCCUCUACUCCUUAAGGAAGUAAAGUGGAUCUAUAAGAGGACAGAAAGGAUUUGAUGUGCUUUUGCUCAAGUUGCCUUGAUCUCUGGAUUUAGAUGCUUUUUUUUCUUGAGUCUGGGUUUGUUUUCGGCUUCACCGCUGCAGUUCUCUUAAAUGUUUCAUUGGCGUGCAGAGCUCCUUUUAAAAAUGGUUUCUAGACUUUCUUUUCAUAACAAAAAAUGACCGUCAUGCAUUUUAUUUAAUCUCUUUUAUCUCUAAAUCCCUGAAGACUUAUUUUAAAAACAACACAACAACCUUUUUGCAACGAAAAGUGGCAUCAGACCUUUUUUUUUUUUUACCUUUUUUUUUUUUUUGUCAUCUUCUUGCCGAACGGGGGAAACUUCCCCUCGCUGGCGCCUUCCCUGCUGUGGAAAUGGCUUUCCUGGUCCGUUGCUAUGCCAACUGCUUGCAGCCGUGGUCCUCCAAACUUCCUGCUGACCUCAGUAAGAUGCACCUGACAGACCACGCCCACCAGCAGGCAAUGCACAUGCCUCCCAGCCAAUCAGGAUGCAGCAUCGCCAGUGAUUCAGGGAGCAGCAGUCUAUCAGAUAUUUAUCAGGCCACGGAAAGUGAGCUGGGAGACGUGGAUCUGUCUGGACUUCCAGAGGCAGCUGUAGACAGCGAGGAAGAAGAGGAGGAAGAUGAAGAUCUGGAGAGAGCUUCGGACGCUCUUCUUGGACGAGAUGUCGUCAGAGAGUGUCUGGAAAAAGAUCCAGCUGACCGGCACGAUGACGACAUUGAACAACUGCUGGAGUUCAUGCACCAGCUGCCAGCGUUUGCCAACAUGACCAUGUCUGUCCGGAGGGAGCUGUGCAAGGUCAUGGUCUUUGAGGUGGUGGAGCAGGCUGGCCAUGUCAUACUACGCGACAAACAAGAGCUCGACAACUGGCGUGUCAUCCUAAAUGGAGCCGUGGAGAUAAGCUACCCAGAUGGAAGAGAAGAAACUCUCUGCAUGGGAAACAGCUUCGGCAUCUCUCCAUCGCUGGAAAAACAAUACAUGUGUGGAGAGGUUCGCACCAAGGGCGAUGACUGCCAGUUUGUCUGCAUCGCUAAGGAGGACUACUGGCGUAUCCUCAACCAUGUUGAGAAGAACACGCACAAGGUGGAGGAGGAGGGGGAGAUCGUGAUGGUGAAGGAGCACCGGGAGCUCGACCGCAGUGGGACCAGGAAAGGACACAUCGUGAUCAAGGGAACCCCAGAGCGUCUGAUCAUGCAUCUGGUGGAGGAACCAUCAGUUGUGGACCCUACCUACAUUGAGGAUUUCUUGCUGACCUACAGAACCUUUCUUUCAAGUCCUAUGGAGGUUGGAAAGAAACUUCUGGAGUGGUUUCAGAAGGACAGCCUUCAGGACACGGUAACCAGAAUCGUUCUGCUGUGGGUCAACAACCACUUCAACGACUUUGAGGGCGACCCAGCGAUGACGCGCUUCCUAGAGGAGUUUGAGAAACAUCUAGAAGCUACAAAAAUGAAGGGCCAUUUGAGGCUGCUAAACAUUGCCUGUGCAGCCAAGGCCAAGCUGAGACAGAUCACUCUGCAGAAGGCGUCCCGCGAGUCGCCUCUCCACUUUAAACUGCUGGGCGGCAGCGAGAGAGGAUUUGGCAUCUUUGUGGAGAUGGUGGAGGAGGGAAGCAAGGCUGCAGAGACCGGGCUCAAACGAGGAGAUCAGAUCAUGGAGAUCAAUGGACAAAGCUUUGAGAACAUCUCCUUCUCCAAGGCUUUAGACAUCCUGAAAAACAACACACACCUGUCUCUUACUGUCAAAACGAAUAUAUUUGUCUUCAAAGAGCUCCACAGCAGAAUCCUGAAUGAGAAAAAGAACGGCGGCCCCCAUAUUCCCAAAAUUCAGGAGAAAAAAGGCAACCGCUUAUCCAUCCCUGAGCUUCCAGGAGACAUGGAGUUUGCCACAGACCACAAGGCCACUCGCAAAAUGAAGGCCAACACUGUGUCAGGAGGACGGAACCGGAUCAGGAAGAUGCUGGAGAAAACUCGCUUCAGCAUACUUCCACCUAAACCUUUCAAGGGCCUGUUUGGUGAUGGUGGCAUUGGUCAGUCUCAGGAUGACAGCAUGGUGGGUACCAAGCAGUGUCGCCACAGUGUGGUCAUGAUGCCAAUUCCAAGCAACCUGUCGUCCAGCAGUCCUGACCUCCUGCAGCCGGCGUCCAACGUCCUUGACUUCUCCAACCCUGCUGCUUUGGGACUUUACUACAUUCCAGACCAGGUUAUCCGGGUGUUCAAGGCAGACCAGCAGAGCUGCUACAUCAUCAUCAGCAAGGACACCACUGCCAAGGAUGUUGUUGCCCACGCUGUCAACGAGUUUGGCUUGUCUGCAGCCCCCGAAAGCUAUUCCUUAUGCGAGGUGUCUGUCAGUCCAGAGGGAGUAACAAAACAGCGACGUCUACCAGACCAACUCUCCAAACUAGCCGACCGGAUUCAGCUCAACGGCAGGUACUACCUAAAGAACAACAUGGACACUGAGACGUUAUGUUCAGACGAUGACGCUCAGGAUCUUCUCAAAGAGAGUCAGAUCUCCCUGCUGCAGCUCAGCACCAUGGAGGUCGCUGCCCAGCUUUCCAUGAGAGACUUUGAGCUCUUCCGCAACAUUGAGCCCACAGAGUAUGUGGACGACCUCUUUAAGCUGGACUCCCCUCUGAGUCGUGGGAACCUGAAGCGCUUUGAGGAGGUGAUGAAUCAGGAGACCUUCUGGGUCGCCACAGAGAUUUUAAGAGAGCCAAACUCUGUGAAGAGGAUGAGGACCAUCAAGCACUUCAUUAAGAUCGCUCUGCACUGCAAAGAGUGCAAGAACUUCAACUCCAUGUUUGCCAUCAUCAGCGGGCUGGACCUGCCGCCAGUGGCUCGGCUGCGGAGCUCUUGGGAGAAAUUGCCCAGUAAAUAUGCAAAGCUCUUUGGGGACCUGCAGGACGUCUUCGACCCGUCCAGGAACAUGGCCAAGUAUCGCAACAUGCUGAGCAGCCAGAGCAUGCAGCCGCCCAUCAUCCCACUGUUCCCAGUGAUCAAGAAGGACCUGACUUUCUUUCAUGAAGGCAAUGACUCCAGUGUCGAUGGCCUCGUGAACUUUGAGAAGCUGAGAAUGAUCGCCAAGGAGAUCAGACACGUGGUGCGCAUGACCUCUGCAAACAUGGACCCUGCCCUCAUGUUCAGACAGAGGAAGAAGAGGUGGAAGAGUUUAGGGUCUUUGAGUCAAGGCAGCACCAACUCCAAUAUGUUGGAUGUCCAGGGCGGCGCACACAAGAAGCGAGUGCGCCGCAGCUCGCUUCUGAAUGCCAAGAAACUGUAUGAAGAUGCUCAGAUGGCCAGAAAGGUGAAGCAGUACCUUUCCAACCUCACUGUUGAGACAGAUGAGGAGAAACACCAAAUCAUGUCCCUGCAGUGCGAGCCGUCUUACAACACCUUGAGUAAGAACAUGAACGAGAGGCGCCCCACUAAGUCGAACAUGUCUCCGGUGUCUCUUCGGUCAGCUCUGCAGUCCGGGAAAACUCAGAACCGAGUGUCCCAAGUCCUUCAGGUCCAGGUUCCACUGAACCCUCUACGGAAGAAGAGUCUGGCUAAAGACAAUGGGACACCCACCUCCAGCUCCCCUCAGGUGAUAAAGAAACCUCCAGUGAACUCAGAUGACUGGGUCACAAAGAGACCGUCAGAGGACACCAUCUCCAACAUCUCAUCUCUUCACUCCAGCCCCUCCUUGUCUUAUCAGAAUUCACCUCUAAAAGCAGGUUUGGCAAAGUCCCACAAUUCCAGUCAGAUGAACUUAUCUGGAUCUUCAUCGUCGCUGACGAGCGACGCCAGCACAAAGACCGGCACCGUCAGUCUGCGAAGCUUCGGAAUAGGCUACUCCCUUCUUCCACCUGGAAAAGCAGACAACCUCUCAGACUCGAGUCACAGCGAGAUCUCCUCUCGCUCCAGCAUCUGUUCAGUGGACUCGGUGCCGGCCCACGGGUCCGAUGAGCGAUGCGGCAGAACCUGUACGGCCUCUUCCACCAUGGCUGCAUCUACUACAACAGGUGCAGCAGUUGCUGAGAGCUCCGCGGCGUUGCAUGCACACGUAAAUGCUGAUUACAGUCAGCCCAGCACGAGUUCUUCAUUGUUAGCGCGAGGACACCCACCAAGAGCUUGCAACUUCACCCCUUCCCUCUCGACGGAGGAGCUGACGCCAGACCUCACCUCUCUGGACUCGGUAGCAGACAGCGGCCGAGGCAGCUGGACUUCCUGCUCCUCCAACUCCCACGAGUCCUUCCAGAGCUACCCCACCUCCUCCUGUCGACCCUGGGACCACGGCAUCUACGGCCACCCGCUCUCUCUGCCGCACACACACUUGGGCAGCUUCAAGCACCCGGCCAGGCCAGUGGCAGAGGCGGAGGCCGCCAGGCCUGCGUGGGCCGGCGAGGACCCUAGGCAGCCCUCCAGAGACUCCGGCUCAGAUCGCUCGGCUCCGCAGAGCUGGGCGUCUAGCAGCUCCAUAUCAGACAACUAUGAGGGGAAUUAUGGGACAGUAAAGAGGCGAAUCCCGGAGCACCCCUCCUCACCUGCCAACGAGGAAGGAGCGCAAAGCACAGACUCCGCCUACAAAACGGUGACAUCAAGCACAGAAAAAGGCCUGAUAGUGUACUGUGUCACCUCCCCCACAAAGGAUGAGCGUUACCGAGCUCCCCCUCCCACCCCUCCAGGCUACCAGGGUCUGGCUUUGGGGGAUCUCGGCCUCAGCGAAGGAGUUGUGGGAGGGCCGGGAGGUCUGGUCCCCCGGCCUCCUCACCUCAAACCUCCAGACUACAGCGUGGCUGUGCAGAGGAGCAGACUCCUGCAGAGCCCCGGAGCGGCUGACGGUCUGGCGGAGGCACGAAGGGCUCAGCUCCAGCACCAAGACUCCCGGACCUCCAUCUCCAAACAGCAUCUCCACAGACCCCCCAGCGUCUGCUGCCCGUCUCAGGACCUGGCUGACAGUGAGGAUGAUGAACAAGUUUCAGCAGUGUAAAAACGAUGGUGACCCUCACACCUGGACCAAGUCACUCCCAUCAGGACUGAACACGCAGCGCGUCACGGUCGCACUUCAGAGCACAUUUUUCAAGCCCCGCCCACAGACCAGCGGACCUCUCUGCCUCCGUGGAUCCUUUUUAGGCUCAUUUUUCAAUCCAAGAACAAUUACGGAAACAAAACAUUUAUAAAAAAACAAGAAAAUGAGAUUUAAUCUGCCAAAAGAAGAAAAA
This is a messenger RNA of Oryzias latipes (Japanese medaka), 5675 nucleotides long. The record is from RefSeq and is a predicted model, not a curated record. Lineage: Eukaryota; Metazoa; Chordata; Actinopteri; Beloniformes; Adrianichthyidae.